CGGUGUCACACUGUUAUGGUUCCCCCGCCGUGUGCAGACUUCACGUGAAGCACGCCGCUAACUGCCAGUCUGUUUUGUAAUUUUCUCAAUUUUUUCAGCUUAAAAUUUUCAACAUGGAUCACACACAAGACCUAGAGCUUUUCCCCGGCCGCAGAGUGACUCAAAUGCUUUUCAAAGAAGUAAAAAAUGCGACAGAGUUGCGACAAAGCGCUGUCGAUGGUCAAAUAAGUGGUGCCUUGAUCAACCCAACAAUGCUGGUGGAUCCUUUACAAGUGCUGGUAGCUGCCAAUAAAGCCGUUCAUUUACAGACAAUAGGAAAAAUGAAGACCAGAAGUCUCUACUCAGAGAUCAUCUUCAACCUGUCGCCUACUAAUAAUAUCUCAGAGGCCUUCAAACGAUUUGGGAUCUCGGAUGGCGAUGAGUCCGUCAUGGUGGUUGUCGUUCACAAGAAAGACGAGGUGCAGCUUCUGUCAGACAUCACAGCCAGAGUGGACGGACGGCAGGUUCCAGUGGAGGAUGUUUCCUCAUUGUCAGACCCUGCAAAGAUCAAAAAGCUGUACAAAAUCGCUCCUCAGGAGGAGAAAUGUGGGAAUCUGCUCGAUGCAGUUGUGUGCAGAAUGGCCACCAAGGACGUCAUGUAGCCCCAUCAAAUAUAAUGAUAGAAGACCAACACAUUCUAAGGGAAGGCUUGCAGUAUUUUUGUCAAAUGGGACAUUAAGAAUGGUUUCUCUGUUUUUUAAUACUCUUAAGUUCAAAGACAAAUGCAAAUAUUGUCCAUCUUGCACUCAAAUCUGUACGCUAGAAGUGAUGCUUUAUAUACACUGAGCUCCCAGCUGAGCAAAAUAUAUCUUAUUUUUCAUAAGUCUUUGCAUGAACUUGUCAUUGUUUCUUCUCAUUUUAUGUGUUUAAAAAAAAAAAAUAAAAAAAUAAAUAAAUAAAUUUUUUUGUCGUGGUAAGACUUUUACACAUGCAGAAAAACUUUGGAGGCAGUCAGGGAAGUUCCUGCAGAGUUCCGACAGCAACUUUUCAUGUUUGUCAUCCUUUGAUCUUUUUCUGUGACAGUUACUUUUGGCUGUGAAAGCUGAAGGUGGGCUCUCAGCUUUUUGACAGUAGGGGGACAGUGAUGUAAAGCUGGUUUCAUGCCAGCAGUGUUGAAUGAUGAAUUCAAAGUGCUUUGGGCCAAAUAUUUUCGAGCUCUCCGAAGGAUUAAAAAAAAAAAAAAAAAAAAAAAAAAAAAAACUCCCACAUCCACAGCACUGACAUGAAAGAUCUCAAAUGAAGUCAAACACUGUCAGCCUCAGAAGACAAGAAUGAUAAAUGUAUCAGUUGUCUAAAACAUUUGACUUUGGACGGGUAUCUGCUACAGCUUUGUUCUUUCAAAUCACUUUAAAUGAGCCGUUUUUCAUCUCAACUUUAAUGAAUGUUAACAUUUGAAAGUAGAAAAUGUCAGAGUAUCGUGCAACUUUGAUGUUUACUUUCAUUCUUGACAGACUCAUUGUUUCAGUUGAUUUUAUUCUGCAUAUUCAGUAUAAUCAAGGGAAUAAUAAAAUAAUCCAGAGGCUGCAUACACUGGAGAAAAGUACA
Molecule: messenger RNA, 1584 nt
Organism: Amphiprion ocellaris (clown anemonefish)
Lineage: Eukaryota; Metazoa; Chordata; Actinopteri; Pomacentridae
Gene: tprkb
Product: Tp53rk binding protein
Exons: 4
Coding region: 114-641 (175 amino acids)
Biological process (GO): telomere maintenance via recombination; tRNA threonylcarbamoyladenosine modification
Cellular component (GO): nucleus; EKC/KEOPS complex; cytosol
Source: RefSeq, a predicted model, not a curated record